Molecule: messenger RNA, 2283 nt
Organism: Alternaria ethzedia
Lineage: Eukaryota; Fungi; Ascomycota; Dothideomycetes; Pleosporales; Pleosporaceae
Exons: 4
Coding region: 1-2283 (760 amino acids)
Biological process (GO): fungal-type cell wall biogenesis; transmembrane transport
Source: RefSeq, a predicted model, not a curated record
AUGACGCCAUCUCUCUACACUGCCGACUAUGGCGACUGCCUAGGCAAGAGCGCCAUCAACGUUACACGGUUCGACGCAGCCUACUACAAAGACAACAUGACCAUCAUCUUUCACCUGGAAGGCGAGACUGGGCUCCGAAGAGAAGACAUUAUGAUGAAUAUCGGCGUUUAUGCGUACGGCGAGAGUCGAUUCGACCUGACCUUCAACCCUUGCGACGCCAACAUACUCAGCGCUUGCCCCGUCAAAGCCGGCGUUCCCAUCGAGGCGGCGGGCAUCAUACCAAUCAAUCAAGACGACGUCGCAGGGAUCCCAGAGAUUGCGUUGAGCAUUCCCGACUUCGAAGGCCAGGCCAUCCUGCGACUGUUCUCCAACUCCACACAGAACGAGGUGGGCACAACGCUAGGGCUAUUCACUCUCAUAGCCGUCGUUUCCUCCUUCGCUACAGCCGCCUACGGAUCCAACAUCGUCGACAUGCGCAAGCAUUACGCCCACUCGCUGUCAGUGUCUGUGGUCUUCGCGGUAUGGCACCACAUAUUAUACAGCGGGGCGUUAUCAGUGAACUGGCCGAGCGUCCUCGUGGCCUUCUGGAGCAACUAUGCCUGGGCUGGGGGUAUGAUCUACUCCGAGUCAAUGCAGAACACGAUCAACGAUUUCAUCGGCUCGAACAAAGGAAAUACAUCGCAUGUCGGCGCCGCAGGUACGGGCGAAAGCAAUCCUCAUCUUGGAGGAGGGGUCGACAUCCACCAAAUAUACAAACGAGACGCUAUUCCUCAAGAUCUGAAGUUCCAAGCUGCCCUAGCCAAGCGCCAUCUCGUCGAUGUGAAUAGCGGAUUCAAAUAUUACGGGCUGCCCGUAAAGCCUGGACUGCCACUUCCGGGCAACUAUUCUGGAUUUGCUGGUACCCUUGCGACGGAACACAUCCCGGCAAGCAACGCCUUCAUGACCGGACUGCUCUGGUUCUUAAUCUUGAUCGCAUGUGGUGUUGUCUCUGUACUCUCACUGAAAGCUGUCCUCGAAGGCUUGAGUAGCAUACGCGUUGUCAGAAAGGACCGCCUCGCCUUUUUCCGAAGCCAUUACCUUGCCUUUGCUCUGUCGACCAUCCUGCGGACAAUCUUCAUCGGAUUUUACAUGCUGACAUUCCUGGCCAUGUUCCAGUUCUCCUACCUCGCUCUUUCCGGUCCUGUUGCAGUCGCUUGUGCUGCCUUCUUCGUCGUAGUAUUUGGCAUAGGCAGCAUCGCCGCCUACGCUUGUUUCUCCAGACUUCGAAUUGGCAAGUAUGCCUCGGAACCCGAUCGACUAAACGUAGUCAAACGAAGAUUGCACAAGAUCAUCCCAUGGUUCAGCAUUUCCAGAAACAGCAAAAAUCCGCGCUCCGAAGACGAGACCUACAUCGGUUCAAUUCCUUGGUGGACGAUACACGCUACGGCGGAUACCACAUCAAUCCAUGAUGACGAGCGGUACACAACAAAAUUUGGUUGGUUGGCCUCUCGCUACAGGAGGACUCGUUGGUGGUUCUUUGUCGUCUGGCUGUUCUACGAAUUCCUUCGGGCAUGCUUCCUUGCCGGCGCAUCGACUCAGCCCUUCGUCCAGGUCUUCGGUCUACUUGUCGUUGAGAUUGUUGCCUUCAUCGCCUUCACUAUCCUUCGCCCCUUCGAAGGACAGCGCCUGAACGUUUUGGCCGUGUAUCUUCUCGGCUUUAGCAAGAUUACUACUACAGGUCUUUCGGCAGCCUUUGAUACACGGUUUGGAAUCGCUCGUAUCCCUACAACCGUUAUCGGCAUCAUCAUAAUCGUCAUUCAAGGUCUCUUGACGGUGGCUGUGAUGGUUUUGAUCCUGGUCGGCGCUGUCUCAAGCUACCUGUCCAUCUUGCGGAACCGCGAACAAAUGGCGCCGUUGAGCUGGAACCCGAUGCGUGAGAAGUACUUUGCGCAUAUCGAUCUCGCAGUGCAAGACACUCCGCGACCACGUGCGGUGUCGAUUAACUCGAUGCCAGAGUUGCCGAAGACACCGUACUUUGAAGUGCGACAUGUGAAGCGGAUAGCCAAGGUUGAGGACGAGGAUGACGAGUUCAUGCGAGAGAUGGACAGCGAUCAUGCGACACCGGCCCGCCCAACGGCACAGGAGUGCAACUCUCCAGUCGCAAGCAUCUUACUCAAGUCUACCCAAGGCGGCUCGCCUGCAUCGCCCCAACUGGAACAGACACGGGUACAGCGAUUCGAUGAGUCCCGGACGCCACAGGGCUUUGAGCGAAGCUCAUAUGAAGACUCCCAAGCAAAGUCAUGA